CUAAGCCUGACGGCCAGAGAAGAAAGGAGGUGGGGGAGAAACAGAGACAUAUUAUUAUUCACAACCGUGUUGGAUUUUCAUGACCCACGGAGGCGACUCACACCGGGCGAAGCGCAAAGAAAAAGGCCAGGAUAAAACAACCACGUAUAUUCGAGUCCGUCCUGCGUUUGGAUCUACAACACCGAUUUAUAAAAGGCGUCUUUUUCUUCGACAAAGACGGGACUGUGUGUGUUAUACGUCUGCGUAGGUCAUCUACCGAAUAGAAAAGCAGGUUUGGUGAAACAGUCUGGCCAAUGGUUAUUAUUCCUCUGUUUUAUAUAAAAAGGAGGAUUUACAAGAUGGCUGAUGACAGCUAGCCCUAACAAGGACAGAAGAAGCGACGUCCCCUUUAAGAUUAGCUGGGUGUAUUUUGGUAUCUAUAUCAGUUGAAUAUAUAAAUAUGGCUGCUUUAAAAAAUAAUGACGACCACACACCCCGUUGACAGAGAGCUUCCUUGUAGGGCAACGGUGCCAGUGGAGUUUAUUAUUUAUCUGUAACCUGGGCUAUGGUAGAAAAUGGUGAGGUGACGUCGGAGUUAAUUUACGCGAUUUAAAUCGAGAUAAGGAAGUGGAACAAUUAUGUUGUUGUUGCUGUUGGCCACAGGCUGAGGCGACGUUCCGUGAGGAGGCUAAAAAAGGCCAAAGUAAAAAGAAUAAUUUACUAGAGCAGUGUUUGGGGAAAAAUAAGAGAAACACUAGAAUAUUUGAUAGAUGUGUCGGAGGGGGGAGAAACUGAAGGCUCUGCAACAACAGCAGCCAACAUUCCUGCGGAUCCUAAAAGCCUUUGUUUUGUGCGCAGGAGCUGGACUAGGCUAUGAAAAACGAUUAACUAUGCAGUAAACAGCCCGGUAAUCAUGAUCCGGGUAUGAUUUGUUUUAGGUUUGUUGAGAUUAUAAGGCCUUUUGUUGUCGACAGAAGACCCGGCGGAGAGGGAAAAGCCUAGGCCUUGUGUACAGAUAUGCGCUCUGUGCCACAUCGCGGGCGUGAUUAUUAUUAUUCAUCACCGUAGAAAUGUGGCUUUUUACGGCAGACUGAAGCUCUGGAGGAGAAUGUGUCGCUAAUCUGACCUGAGAGAAGGUUGGUUUCCUGCCUGCUAUGUAUAAUUAAAUCGCUGGUAGAGACUUAUUUAUGAUUCCGUAGACAAAAGCAGUGCGCUGCGUUGAUUAUUCAGAUGAUUCAGGCGUCCUUGAGUUCCCGAUAAAACAGAUUCAGGUGUAAAAAUAUAACAAUCCGUUUUAUGUGUUUUAUGAGUAAUCAGGGUGUGGACUAUGGCAGUCCUUCCUCAUGCUUUUUAUGCUUUAUGCAUUUGUUUGGUCCUCCUUCAGUCAUAAUCUAAGGGUAGAGUAAAGGGAGGGAGGAAGGAAGGUCUCAAGGUAGGGGGUUGAGUAGUGAGAGGAUCAAGUGUCUCUUCAUGACCACGUUGAAUAAUUGUGUAGGUGUUUAGUUUUCUGUGCCUUGUUUGCGUUUUAUGGUUUACCUGUAGCUGACAGGCAUUCAGGUUUCUGAAAACCUAUAAAGACACACACCCACCCACUCACACAUAGCUGUAAAGGUAGGCCCAGUGUGUGUGAGUGUGAGCAUGAUUUAGUGGAAAUUACAGCACUGUUUACUGUAACCGUUGUAACGUCAGCCCUUGUAGCUUGUUGAUAUCACCUCGCCUGAAGCCUUCUCUGGACAGUUUUCUUUUUGGAAUUUGCCUUCUUGCUGCAGCAAUAAGUAAUACUUGUCAUCUUGUCAGGGAGACGCAGGAGUCUAAUUUGGUCAUAAGGGUCAAAAUACACACUCUGAUCUUUCGGGACAGAACCAGGUCUGUUUUUAUCUUUUUUGCUCAAGACUUUUUUUUUAGAGUGUCAGGUUUCCUGUGAGGCCUAGUGGUGUGGGAAAAGUGGAAAAGAGUAGUGUAUGCCUGCCUGCACCAUGAUGGCCUCUGACAUGGCUGAGACGUGGAGGAACUGUUUUGAGGAGGAGCUCAUUUGCCCCAUCUGCCUACACGUGUUCUCAGAUCCCAUCCAGCUGCCCUGCAAGCACAACUUCUGCCGGGGCUGCAUCAGCGAGGCCUGGGCCAAAGACUCCACACUGGCCCGCUGCCCCGAAUGCAAUCAUGCUUACACGCAGAAGCCCAAUUUGGAGAAGAACCACAAACUGUCUAACAUAGUGGAGAAGUACAACGCCCUGAGCGUGGAAAAGGCCACUACGCCAGCAUUGCAGUGCAUCCUGUGCCGCCGUGGCCCGCCACUCCCAGCAGUUAAAGUCUGCCUGCGCUGCAAUGCCCCGUGUUGCCAGUCUCAUGUCCAGACACACCUGCAGCAGCCGUGUUCCGCCCUGGGGCACCUGUUGGUGGAGGCGGAGGCAGUGAAAGCCUGGACCUGCCCUCAGCAUGAUGAGUACAGGUUGUACCACUGUGAGGCCGAGCAGACAGCAGUGUGUCAGUACUGCUGCUUCGCCCGAUGCCACCCCAGCCAUGGUCAUGCUGUCACCGAUGUGGAGCUGAGACGCAAUGACAUCAGACAAAGCCUGUUACGACAGCAGGAGCGCGUCGAGGAGCGAGUGCAGGAGAUCGAAGAACAGCUUUGCAAGCUCGACUCUGACAAGUGUGUUGUGGAGGACAGAGUAUGUGAGCUGAAGGAGGACGUGCGCCUGCAGUACCAGCGCAUGCACCAGCUCCUGGAGGAGGAUCUGGGUCGCACACUGGAGGCUGUGGACCGGGCCCAAGCUCGGUUCUGCCAGGAAAACGCCGCUCAGGUUCUUGUUCUGGGAGAACAGCGGCAUGAGGCUCAGAAGCUGCUGAGCUCCAUUCACACUGCCUUUGGUAAGGCAGAGGAGCUGAGCUUCAUGAAGAACACCAAACCUGUGAAAAUCCUCACAGACAGGUCUCAGGCGUGUGUGGGCAGCAGCCUCCCUCCUUACAAAGUGGGGAAUCUGAACUCUAAACUGUUCCUGUCUGAAAUCUCUAAAAGAGAGAAGAGCUUGAAGAGAAUGCUGGAAGUUCCCCUCACCCCUCCCUCCAGCUUCCUGCAGUCAGUUCCUGCUUAUCCCAGUGGUCAGAGCUCCGGUUCUGGAGCAGAAAAACGGAAACAUUCCACUGCCUUUCCAGAGGGAAACGGGAGCUCUGGGAAAACCUCCGCUCCUAGUUUCAAGGACUCCUCUUCCUCCUCUUCUUCUUCCUCCUCCUCUUCGUCAUCGUCCUCCUCGUCACUAGCCAAGCAGCCCUACCUGGGCUCCAGCUCUUCUUCAGGAGAAGGUCAGUCCACCACCAAUCAGCAGCCCCUCGGUGCCUGUGGUCCACCUCACAUCAGUGAGAGUGGCGGGACAGGGGGUGGGAGCGGCUCUCUGACCAACCAUCAUUCAGGUGGUGUGUUUGGCUCCUCGCACUUUGCUCCCGGUGGCAGUGGCUCCUCACACUCCUCCCAGCAGGCCGUGCUGCCUCAGUACGGCGGCAGGAAGAUCCUGGUGUGCACCAUGGAUAACUGCUACUGCUCCGGAGUGCCCUCCGUGUCGGGCCACCGCAGCCACCCGCCCUACGCCCGCUCUGGCUCCUUCCCCUGGGUUAGCGCCCAGGACUACCCACCUCCUCCUGGCCUGGCCUCUGGAGGUCCGUCUAUGCAGGGUUUGGCAGUGAGGGACUGGAUAGACGCCUCACAGACGCACAGACAUGCAGAUUUUUACGGGCUUUAUGGGCAGCCCUCAACAAAGCACUAUGUCACCAGCUAACAGAGUAGACACACACACACACACACACACACACACACACAUUCGGAUAUAAAGGUAACAAACAGCACAUCAUUACCAGCUUACUAACUGGAAAAAUCGCAAAUGCAGUUAUACUCUACCAAUAAUAAUAUAAUGUUUAUACACACACACACACACACACACACAAAGAGCAUGCACACACAUUCGGGGGCAGGGUUAAUCUAUCUGUGUUUUAAUUUUCCUCCUUUCUUCAUUUUGGAUCAGUGUUUUUUCACGUAGUGUAAUAUACGUAGAAUACGUAAACAGCCAAUUACUCACUGGGACACAACUCGGCUCAGCACCUGACGUGAGACGUGAGUUAUGAGAAAGAAAGGCCUGAGACACUGAUAAGAGAAUUCUUCUUCUUGAAAUAGAAAGAUAAUGUCACUGCAUUUUUCCCCAUUUAACAGUGUUUAUCUGAAAUGAUCACCCUUCUGUCGUACUGUGGUCACUGGUCUUAUGUUAUUAGCAUCACAUUUUCUCUGCCUGGCAGACGUUGUUUAAACAGAUCCCUUACCAAAGGAUCCGUCCUGGACUUUUCUGUCUCCUGAUAUUUUUGUUUGUUUUUACCAUCAUAGCAUCACUUCCUUUCUUAGUGAGUUCAGGGAUGGAUCGUACAGCUUGAACACAAAAUGCUCUUCCAUGGACACCCACGAGGCACAUGUGGAUGCCUUGGUAUGCUUGAAUCACAGGCACUUAGGGACUCUAAAAGCUGCAUCUGAAGGGUCGUUUGUCCCUUCAGAGCGUCUGGAAAAUCAGCGCUUAUUGUCUAGCACUCCCUUCCUGCGACCAGGCUUCCGACAGGACAGAAACUGUUCUGACAAAGAACUGUUUUCAUUUAGUUAACUAUGACGACUUUGUGAUUUUUUUGGUACAUCACUCAGUGUCAUGCUCGUCUAGACUGACUCUGAAUUUAGAGGAACAAGGCAAGAGUGAACAGAACAGACCAAUUAAGCAUCUGCAGGAUCUGGUGAUGCUGUAAUUGUACUUCCUGCAGGGCAAAGAUGUCACUUCCUCUCAAUAAGCACACAAGCUUUUGGCUUCCUGUUUGCAGCUGAAAGCAUGCAAGAGAGAGUUUUUUUAAAAGCACUCAAAAAAGAAGAACAGUGGUUAAAAAAAUUGAGUGAAAGAGAAACGUUGUCGGCAGAAUUUUUUCAUGAACUUUUUCUAAAAGAAUGAAACUGGACUUUGAGAUGUAAGAAAUGGUUCGUCAUCCUAAAGAAGCUGAUACAGGAGUCGACGUCAACAGGAAAAGGCAACAUAAAGUAUCUUUUUUGUAAAUAUUUUGUGAAAUGGAAACAUUACAGACAUGAUUUGGAGAAGGGUUCCAAAUAAACAAAUUUAAACCAA
Messenger RNA from Cynoglossus semilaevis (tongue sole), 5117 nucleotides. It is a transcript of the gene trim8b, whose product is annotated as tripartite motif containing 8b. The record is from RefSeq and is a predicted model, not a curated record. NCBI's taxonomy places the organism in Eukaryota, Metazoa, Chordata, Actinopteri, Pleuronectiformes, Cynoglossidae. The coding region runs from base 1941 to 3749 and encodes 602 amino acids. The transcript has 5 exons.